UGUAAACUCAUCGACUCAUUGCAACGGAGAUGUAAAUAACUCGCCCCCGCCAAUUAGUGAAAUUCAUUGCAUUGAAAACGAACGAAAGAGUUUCCAAUUAAGCGAUCGACAACAUUACGAGAAUCAAUUAUCACUUACCUUAGCUCAGCGCACAAAAAAGUUCCUAAAAAGCAGAACCGAAAGUAUUUCUACAGAAAGUAUUUCUACAACCUCAACUAAAAUGUCUCCACCAAUGGCUACCCAGCUGAAAUUGUUAUUCCUUUGCGCUUUGGCGCACACCUCCAAUGCGCUGGCAGUACCAGCAGAUCUUAAUGCCAAAACGUAUCAGCAAGCAGCUGCAACAAGCUCACCGCCAACAACAAACAAGCUGCUGAAACAAACGCCACCCUAUUUGCUGGUACGCGGCGAUUCGACAUUUGCUGCCAUGGAUGCCGCCGCGCCUCCUUUGCUGGAUGCCAUCGAUUCGGCUGAGAGACGCAGCUUCGAUAUGGCUGCGGAAAUUUUGAAGAGAAUGUAUAGUGAGCAUUUGAGCGCCACUCUCGGCGGCGGCGGCGGCGGCAGCGAUGCGCCUAUAGAGAUGGAGGAAUGCAGCAAUCCAUCGCAUAAAGCUGCCUUCUCCGCUUAUGAUUAUACGAUACUGCUCUCCAUGCUGAUCAUAUCGCUGGGCAUUGGCGUAUUUUACGGCUUCUUCCACAAGUCGGGCGGCUCUUCGGAGGAUUUCCUACUUGGUUCGGGUAUGUCCAUAUUUCCGGUAACACUCAGCUUGACGACAAGCUUCAUAACGGCUAUCGAAUUGUUGGGAAAUCCAUCGGAGAUGUACCUACAGGGUACACAAUUCGUGCUGAUUGUGAUUCCGAUGAUUUUGGUCAUACCGGUCGCCGUUAAGAUAUUCUACCCGAUUUACUUCAAAAUGGAGCUGACGAGUUGUUACGAGUAUCUCGGCAUACGCUUCGGUCGGGAAAUACGCAUCCUAGGCGCUGUUUUGUAUGUCAUACAGAUGUGCUUCUAUACCGCAGUGGCUGUCUUGGCGCCCGCAAUCGCGCUCUCCAAAGCCACAGGCUUGAAUACCAAAGUUGCAGUGAUUCUUAUUUAUUUAGUUUGCGUUUUCUACUCCUCCCAAGGCGGCAUGAAAGCUGUAGUUAUUGCCGACACCUUCCAAGCUGCAGUUCUGGCCUUAUCC
Rhagoletis zephyria (snowberry fruit fly) is the source of this 1180-nucleotide messenger RNA. RefSeq names its product sodium-coupled monocarboxylate transporter 1-like. The record is from RefSeq and is a predicted model, not a curated record. Gene Ontology annotation, biological process: sodium ion transport; transmembrane transport. Gene Ontology annotation, molecular function: symporter activity. NCBI's taxonomy places the organism in Eukaryota, Metazoa, Arthropoda, Insecta, Diptera, Tephritidae. Gene Ontology annotation, cellular component: membrane.